AUGUACCUUGUCCAACCAUUCCAUAUCUGGGUUCUAUUUGCUACCAGUGCCAUCGCCCUCCCGUCCCAAAUAAAUCACCCCGCAGGUUAUACUCGGGGUAUAGAUGCACUCAACACAAACCCUGAGCGCCAUCAGAAUACUAUCAACCCUGACAGCAUUAAUGCGAUUCAAGCAAGCACAGAGGGUCGAACUUACCCACUUCAUCAUCCCGAAGUUAUAAAACUACUUACAGAUCCCACACUGCGAUCCACAAAGCAUUAUUACUGCCCUCAUUGCCACGAUGGCCCCAAGUCCACCAGAGAGGAAGUAUACGACCAUAUCGAAACCCACGACCCACCACUAAACACACACACAUAUAUCAAGGGAAAGGACACCAAGAUAACAUUUGAGAAGAUCAAGGAAUAA
This is a messenger RNA of Pyricularia grisea, 405 nucleotides long. RefSeq lists its product as uncharacterized. Bases 1 to 405 code for a protein of 134 amino acids. The record is from RefSeq and is a predicted model, not a curated record. The transcript has a single exon. NCBI's taxonomy places the organism in Eukaryota, Fungi, Ascomycota, Sordariomycetes, Magnaporthales, Pyriculariaceae.